AUGGAUGCUUCCUCUUCCUCUGGUAAAGAUAAGAUAAGCCAAGGCUCUGUUGAAGUAACACUAUUUGUAGUUACAACACGAUGUAAGGUGACAUGCGACCUUAUCUGCCACGUGGCAUUGCUUUUAGCCUCAAUCUACCUCGCUUUUACGAAGGUUGGGGGUAAGGUUAAGCGCACCUACCACCUACCGUGA
Molecule: messenger RNA, 192 nt
Organism: Sphenostylis stenocarpa
Lineage: Eukaryota; Viridiplantae; Streptophyta; Magnoliopsida; Fabales; Fabaceae
Source: the annotation of a GenBank genome assembly